This is a messenger RNA of Racocetra persica, 285 nucleotides long. The record is from the annotation of a GenBank genome assembly. NCBI's taxonomy places the organism in Eukaryota, Fungi, Glomeromycota, Glomeromycetes, Diversisporales, Gigasporaceae.
AAGCAUACCAUCCUGAAGAGAUUUAUUUUCAAUAUAUUAUCCGGAUAGAAGAAAAAGGUUUUACAUUAGUUGAAUAUCCUUUCGAAGUUUAUAAAAUACUUGAUUCCUAUGAGUAUAUUAACAGAAAUCAACCACUUCGCCCAAUACUUGAUAUUGAUGCCAGACAGAAACCCGAUCCUACCAAAUCUAAACUACCUUCCUUAAAUAGUGAAAAAAUUUCUCGUGAAGAUUUAAUGUCUAAAAUAUUGAUUGCUUAUAUAGAUACAUUAAGUCUUAUACCAGAAU